Molecule: messenger RNA, 858 nt
Organism: Photinus pyralis (common eastern firefly)
Lineage: Eukaryota; Metazoa; Arthropoda; Insecta; Coleoptera; Lampyridae
Exons: 3
Coding region: 1-858 (285 amino acids)
Molecular function (GO): catalytic activity
Source: RefSeq, a predicted model, not a curated record
AUGUUUAAAACGCGAUCUGUAACUCGUAAAGAAAAAGAGGGCCUGCAACUACCAGAGGAUCACUCGCAAUCAAGUCAGUCCAGCUUCUGCACAAUGGAAAGUAUGUUAGAUAUGAUGGAAGAAUUGAAAAAGGAGUUGGCAGUUAGUGAAACCUGGCUACAUAAUGGUAUUGACUCGCAUAUUGUUGCAAUUGAAAAUUAUAAUUUUUUACGAAAGGAUCGUGGCAGUCGAGGAGGUGGAGUGGGCAUUUACGUGAAAUCAAACUACAAAGCAACUUUUAUAGAACAAGAUGUUUCUAAAACGUAUGAGCAGCUUUGGUUACGAGUUGUUGAUAAAAAUAAGGUAAUAUUUAUUGUGGGUGUUGUCUAUAGGCCUCCCAAUACCAAUGUUUUAAAUUUUAUCGCGGAGUUUGAGGAUGCGAUGUGCAAUAUUCUACCGAUUCAUAGGAAUAUUUAUGUGCUGGGCGAUUUUAACAUUGAUUAUUUGAAAUCUGAAGAAGUUUGUGUCGUUCGUUAUAAAUCAAUGUUGGAUGCGCUCGGAUUACAACAAAUAAUUAAAGAUUCAACUCGGGUAACAGCACUUUCGUCCUCCCUAAUUGAUCAUAUUCUUGUGUCCGAUCCGCAGACUGUUUUGUUCUCUGCGGUUACACUUUCUCAUUUAGCUUCUGACCAUAACUUCAUAACAUGCUCCAUAACUACUGUAUGUGACCGUCCAAUUAUGUCAAGACUCACUUAUAGGGACUACUAUAAUUUUCAUGAAGUAUCUCAAUAUUUUGAUUUAACACUGUCUCAACUCAACUGGCAUGAAAUAUAUAUGUUACCUAGUGUAAAUGAUAAGCUUGGAAAACUGCACUUGUGA